Molecule: messenger RNA, 660 nt
Organism: Didymodactylos carnosus
Lineage: Eukaryota; Metazoa; Rotifera; Eurotatoria; Philodinida; Philodinidae
Source: the annotation of a GenBank genome assembly
AUGAUUGAUUUGACUACGAUUCAAUUUCCAAAAAUGAAUGAUUUAGUACCUAGUGCAUCGAGUGAAUUCAAUACCGAUGAAACAAUAUUGAGUUUAACUAGUGACGAGGGCCCCCCGCUAUGGCAAUGGAUCAUCCGGCAUACUCCACUAUCGCCAAAACACAUGAACCGAUUAUCGUUAGCCUUUCACGAGACUGGGCGAGGUCUUCUAAUAGGUGUCGGGCUAACAUGUCUAGUUCAAGGAAUUGUGGCAGCUAUCGCAUAUGCAUGUUUACGUAUCCCACGUGCAUUUACCUUGGGUUUACUUACGGGACUUGCAGCGUUGGUUCCAAUCAUCGGCACAGCCAUUGUAUGGAUUCCAAUCGCUAUCGGCCUAAUUCUACAAAGUCAAUAUGUCAAGGCAGGCAUUAUGGUCGGUGUUGGAGUUUUGGUUAUCGGAUCGAUCGAUAAUCUAUUGCGGCCCUUAUUCUCAAAAUUAGGAGCAUUAGAAAUGUCGACAUUACUAUUGUUACUAUCGAUAUUUGGUGGAAUUGAGAUGUUGGGUCCAUGGGGAGCUCUUUUAGGUCCGGUGGUUGUCAGACUUACUACGGAAGCUCUCGUGUUAGUCAGAGAGGACCAGGAAGAACAAGAACAACAAGAAAAUAGUACUAGAGAUAGAUAA